AUGACGCGCGGUUUUACACUGCUUGGGAGAAGUGCGCUCUGGAAUAGAAAGCUUGUUUCUGUCUGUGAAGGACAGAGUUUUCCUCCGGAGACACCAGGUAGUGUGAGUGCACCUGUAUACCAGUAUCAACGGCUGUCUGAGCCAGAUGUCAAGAAGCACGGCUAUGGCAAUCAGUACUGGUUAAGGUUAACAGCAGCACCAGUUUAAGCGAGGUACCUCAUACUGGGGCAUUCGGAUGCCAGCCGUGAAUCAAGGUCUGCAUGUCCUCUGCAGGCAGCAACCAGUGUGGUUGAAGGCAAAGCAUAUUUGGAAUCCCUGCAUUUUGUAAAGUCACUGGGGGACAGAAAUUACGGAAACUAGGGAAUGGCAAUCUAUACUGUUGUACUGAAACGGGGAAAAAAUGUUGGUGAAGAGAAAAGGAAGAGGGGCCCUUAUUUCAUGUGUCUCAUCUCCUGAUCACUCGGAGGGCACUUUAAACUGGGAACAGCUUGGAAGUGCAGAAAACUUUGAGUAGUUGCAAGUCCUUGGAAAUUGAGUGCAGUAAAAAGCCAAGUCAUCUCCGACGCUUUUUAGGAAUUCAUUCGGAAGUCGCUCCCCCAUGUCUGAGAAGCUGUCUUUUAAGGGAUCCUAAGAGUAUUGCUGUAGCCCAUAUAUUUUGUGUUUGCAGCUGGUGCGGCUCGAUCCCAGGAUCUAAGUAGCGUUGUUAUUUUAAUUCAGCAGUGCUCACCCCUGGGGAAAUUAGAAUGGAGUUGACAAGCACUAUGUCGAGUUUAUUCCCUUGGAAAGGUAGGUCCAGACUGGGGCUGUAGGACUGGGUCUUUUGAAUACAGAGGAUUUAUCUCAUCUCCCCGACUGGUGUGUAAUGCUGAGGAACUUUGUUGAUACUCAAGACAAUGACACAUACUGCAGAGCUCUUUAAGCUUCUGUUUCUCGUACUUCUGCGCAUCUCACAUUCAAAGAUGGUACAGCUGCACACAGAAGAGAACAGCAGGUCUCCAGAAGUGAUAAAAUGGUUGGAGGUCUACAAUCGCAGUUUUUGCCAGCCGAGAGAUGUAAUUGUAGACAUCAAUGCGGAGUACCCAGAAGAGGUGGAGUACAUUUUCAUGCCAUCUUGUGUCGUGCUGAAGAGGUGUGCGGGCUGCUGUGUAGAUGAAGAGCUGGAGUGUGUCCCUGUGAGAACUCAGACUGUCAUUAUGCAGAUAAUGAAAAGAAAAUAUCUCCAAAGCCAAAUGGUUGAGAUGCAGUUUCUUCAGCACAAUCAGUGUGAAUGCAGACCAAAGCGAGAAACAAAAGUUAAGCCAGAAAGAAAGAGAAAGAAGGAGGAAGUGAAAGGGCAUGGACAAAGUCGCAAGAGAAAGAAACAAAAACAGUUUGCCUUAAUAUCUCAGUGCAGUCCUUGUACAGAGAAGCGAAGGCAUCUGAAUCCAGAGACAUGUGAGUGUACAUGCAAAAUGACACAGCAGCGAUGCAGGGCAAAGGGGCUGGAACUGAAUGAACGCAACUGCAGAUGUGAGACUGUGAGAAGAUGAUAAAUUAACAGGAGAAUGAGCUUUCCAAAAGGACUAAAAUGGGUCAGCCUGUUUCUAAUAAGCUGUGCAUCUUAAUGACCCAGAACAUCGGCUUUUCUCUCUGUGCAGCAGUAUUUCUACUAAUUCACUGUGGUGUCCCAGAACCAUCGUACUCAGCAUCGUGGAGCUGCUGAUAAAACAAGUUUCUUCUCCAAAUGCGAGGCAGCUCUCUUAACUGUAUUAUUAACGUAAAACAUCAUUUUUGACUCACCACCAUUCAUAAGACACAGAACAGCUGAGGGUUUUCACAAUUUUGGAAUGGAUUUCCUGGAUAUUAUGUUGAAGAUGUGAAUGGGAGGACAAAAAUGCUCAUUGCUAUGGAAAGAAAGCAAAAAAGCAAUCAAAACAAUGCCUAAGACUUGGUUUUACUCUUUUCCUCACUGUUGUGAAAUUCUGUCACAAAACUGUGUUGACAAAAUGGAAAAAAUAAACUGUUUUAAGAAACAUUGAGGAGUUCAUAACCGUCAGAAUGUUGUUUAAGUGGGAAUGAUCACUAACAUUUUCCUUUGAGCAAUAUUAAGCUAAAAGUAAUGGCAUGACCUGAUGGAAGGGUUGAUCUUUUGUUGUCAUUUUUUACCAUUAACCAUGGAACUUUUUCAAGGUGGACUGUCAGACAAGCAGUAAGAACCAAUGUAGAAAUUCAGUAUUCAUUGUAAAUUGCAAAAUUUUCUAUCAAGUUUUAUUUAAACAAUGUCUAUUUUAUUUAGAAAGCUUUUUUAAUUUAAUAUUUACUAAAGUUACUGCCUUUGGGGAUGCUUCCAUUGGCUUGUAAGCAAUUAAUAGUUGUACCCAAGCGUUCUGAUUAAGAACGGUAUCGUUAAAACUGAA
Molecule: messenger RNA, 2396 nt
Organism: Protopterus annectens (West African lungfish)
Lineage: Eukaryota; Metazoa; Chordata; Ceratodontiformes; Protopteridae
Gene: VEGFB
Product: vascular endothelial growth factor B
Exons: 8
Coding region: 894-1529 (211 amino acids)
Biological process (GO): positive regulation of protein phosphorylation; response to hypoxia; vascular endothelial growth factor receptor signaling pathway
Cellular component (GO): membrane
Molecular function (GO): vascular endothelial growth factor receptor 1 binding; chemoattractant activity; growth factor activity
Source: RefSeq, a predicted model, not a curated record